AUUGCGAGGCUUACAGAUCACUAUAAAUACCGCCGAGAACCCGCUUUAAAGCAUCGAGCUCUUCAACGUGACGAACUCGCCGCGACCAACAGUCUCCCUGACAGCAAAAUGCUGGACAAAGCAUCUCUCCUGCUGUUCUACUGCCUUGCCGUGCACACGCUGUGUUCGCCUUUGUAUCCAGCUUUACGAUCUGAAGAUGGGUCGGCCCUGCGGAGAUUGCUCAAUAUUUCACCGGAGGAGACCGACGGGGUCCAGAACGGAGAGCACUAUGAAGACGCCGAGUCCCUUAUGGACUCCACUGGGAAACGGAUUGAAAGGCAUGCAGAUGCAGUGUUCACCAACAGCUACAGGAAGUUGCUAGGAAAAAUUUCUGCAAGAAAGCUUUUGCAGAGCAUGGUGGACAAAAGACUGGGUGACAGCGGCCUCGAGGGAGAUCUUGAACCCAUAGCCAAGAGACAUUCUGACAACAUCUUUACAGACAGCUAUGCUCGAUAUCAGAGGCAGAUGGCAAUUAGAAAAUACUUGGCUGCAAUUCUGGGCAAUCUAAGACUUGGAAAUGUAAAUACUCGGCAGCUACCUGACAGCUUCUCUACAUUGCUGGAAGCAGAUUACAGCACCAAUCCCAUUUAUGAUAACUGAUGAGCUGAUAGAAGAAGUGACAAUCUCUGCCCUGAUAAUUCAUGUAUUUUACUUCGGAGAGAAAUCUUUCAUUAAAUUAUUUUUGAUGUACCUUAUUAUGCACUAAAUUUAUUGUUAGAAUUGGCAGGAAAUGUUAAUUUGGUGUAGACAAUUGUCCUCUGCUAUCAUGUUAAAGUUGUACGUGCAUGAUUGUUAAGGCCAAAUUCCUUUUCACUCACACUUGUAAUUAGUAAAAUCUUGGCACUUACAUUCAUACAUAACUUACUACCAUCAUUUCAACAUUAUUCUUCAUGGCUUUCAUCAAAACUUUCUAAUUUUGUGGUAAAUGUUGACAGUCUAAUUUGUGAUUGAAAUGGGGUGUUCUCAAACUUAGAAAUACUGCACAAUAAUACUGAUUCUGAUUUAAUAAUUUUGAACACCAAAUAUUGAGGGAGACUAACUCCCUCAGAGUGAUGUUUUUAAGAUAAUAUCACUAUUGAGAACUUAAAGUCCAUAACAUUGCGGAAGAUUCUACCACAUUUAAAAUGGUGAUGACUUCUUUGCUAACUGAACUUGAGAAACUUAAUAUAGUGAGCAAGUCCGACAAAAAUCUGAUGAAAUCCAAGUAUCCUAAUACUUGAAUAAUAGCGCAUGAGUUAUCAUCAGCUUCCUACUCCAGUGGGCAGUUUUCCUGUACAACAAAUUGGAUGUUAUGUUUACCCGGUGGUUAACUCAUUUUAAUAAUAGUGCAAAUAUGUUCACACUUAAAAGUAAUUCUCACAAUGCUACUUACAAUUCUAUUCAGAAAUAGAACUUAUUUGCUGCAGUUUUAUUUGUAAUUAAUCACAUCCUGUCUGAAGGAAAAUCUAUAUGAUUGUGUAAUGAAAUAUGUGUUUGAAAUUAUAUAGUCACUAGCAUUGACUAGCAUGAAUCUUAAUUUGUGAAUACAAAGCA
Mobula hypostoma (lesser devil ray) is the source of this 1572-nucleotide messenger RNA. RefSeq names its product glucagon family neuropeptides-like. Gene Ontology annotation, molecular function: neuropeptide hormone activity; peptide hormone receptor binding; growth hormone-releasing hormone activity. The record is from RefSeq and is a predicted model, not a curated record. Lineage: Eukaryota; Metazoa; Chordata; Chondrichthyes; Myliobatiformes; Myliobatidae. Gene Ontology annotation, biological process: adenylate cyclase-activating G protein-coupled receptor signaling pathway; positive regulation of multicellular organism growth; positive regulation of cell population proliferation. Gene Ontology annotation, cellular component: extracellular region; perikaryon; terminal bouton. The coding region runs from base 109 to 639 and encodes 176 amino acids. The transcript is spliced from 7 exons.